Molecule: messenger RNA, 754 nt
Organism: Cajanus cajan (pigeon pea)
Lineage: Eukaryota; Viridiplantae; Streptophyta; Magnoliopsida; Fabales; Fabaceae
Source: RefSeq, a predicted model, not a curated record
GAGUUAAUCUCUUACCUUCUCUCUCUUUAUUGAUAUAUACCUGGUUACAUUCUGUGGAUUUUCACUCCACUUUCAUGUUGUGUGUGUCUCUCUUUCAUCUGCUUUAAGAUGGAUCCUUCUGAAAAAGGGGUUUCAGAUGAAGUGAUGAAUGAUGAUGUUGAUGCCAACAACCCUCAAUCGCUGCCUCAUUCUGGCACCAAAAUAAUGUGUUGUUACUGCAAGCGCGAAAUCAAGCGUCUGAAAAGAAGUGAUGAGAAUGCACCAGCCAAUAGUGGUGUGAAGGAAGGGCAGAAGGAAAAUGAAGAGAGAGGAGAGAAAGUGGGUGAAGGUGAUGCUUCCAUAGAAAUUGAUCAACUGGUUGAUGAAGCUGUUGCUGAGGUGCUUGAAGGAGGUGCUGAAGAUUGUGUUGAAGUUGGUGAAAAGGAAGAGCAAGAAAAAGAAGAUGCUGCCAUGGAUGGUAACAAUGAAGGUUCUGGUGGUGUAGAAGAAAUAAUGGAGGCAAAGGAAUCUAAUGAAGUUGUUGAAGGUGGAGGGGAGAGUGGUGGUGGUGACUCUGAAGAACACAAUUCAAUUGCCCCUCCAAAAAGUCUAAACUUUGAUCUUAAUGAAAUGCCUCCUGAGGAUGAUUGAAGCAUGAAAGUGGUAGAUUAAUUAAGUGGUUGUGUUUUUUUAGCAAAGUCAUGUAUAAGAAUCAAUAUAUGAAAUUUUCUGAUAAAGGGUGUAUUUCAUUUUCUGAGACAAUGUAAUAGUUUUC